This is a messenger RNA of Sycon ciliatum, 4740 nucleotides long. Its product is annotated as mucin-19-like. Bases 1 to 4740 code for a protein of 1579 amino acids. The transcript is spliced from 6 exons. The record is from RefSeq and is a predicted model, not a curated record. Gene Ontology annotation, molecular function: protein tyrosine phosphatase activity. NCBI's taxonomy places the organism in Eukaryota, Metazoa, Porifera, Calcarea, Leucosolenida, Sycettidae.
AUGGCGAAGGUGGCAUCUAUGUCCAAAUGGCUUCAAGUGAGAAGUGUGACGUACGCAAUGGCACAGCCCACCCAUCUGACCAUGGUCACAUUGGACUUUGCCGAGGAGGCCUGUCAGCAGUACGGAUUGCACAUUGUUACCGAGGACUGGGUUCAGAAGCACGGCCAUCAUAUACUGCCAAUGCGCUGGGCACUUCCGCUGUCUCUGGAGCCACACACUCCUUAUCACCUCGCACCGACACUGGUCAACGGAAAACGGCGUCACCGCACUGUUACAUUUGAAGAGGAUCAGAGUAGGCCAACAUUUGAAAGCUGCUCGGCCGGCGGCGAAGCGGCUAUCUUCUGUUUCAAUUACUGUGGUGGUGGUGAAAUUGAAGAGGACCUCGGUUGUGCCUGUGACCGAUCCGUGUACUACGACAUACAUUGUGAAAAACUACAGCGACUGCCACCGUCACGACGGCGCCAGGAGAAACACCCGACGAGCAGACAAACUCAACCAGUACAUCGCCUGGGUCUGGCAGCACCAUGCCCACAACCACCGCCACCAAGGUACACGAGACUACCGCAGAGAAUGCUAGCAACCACUGCUGCAGCUACCACUGCUGCAGCAACCACUGAGGCAGCAACCACUGAGGCAGCCACCUCGAAUUGGACAACCACUGCUGCAGCAACCACUGAGGCAUCAACCACUGCUGCAGCAACCACCAAGGCAGCAACCACAGAUGCAGCAACAACUGCUGCAGCAACCACUGGUGCAGCAACCUCUGCUGCAGCAACCACUGAGGCAGCAACCACUGCUGCAGCAACCACUGAGGCAGCCACCUCGAAUUCCACAACCACUGCUGCAGCAACCACUGCUGCAGCAACCACCAAGGCAGCAACCACCCAGGCAGCAACCACUGAGGCAUCAACCACUGGUGCAGCAACCACUGCUGCAGCAACCACUGCUGCAGCAACCACUGAGGCAGCAACCACUGAGGCAGCCACCUUGAAUUCGACAACCACUGCUGCAGCAACCACCAAGGCAGCAACCACAGAUGCAGCAACAACUGCUGCAGCAACCACUGGUGCAGCAACCUCUGCUGCAGCAACCACUGAGGCAGCAACCACUGAGGCAGCAACCACUGCUGCAGCAACCACUGAGGCAGCCAUCACUGAGGCAGCCACCUCGAAUUCGACAAUCACUGCUGCAGCAACCACUGCUGCAGCAACCACCAAGGCAGCAACCACCCAGGCAGCAACCACUGAGGCAUCAACCACUGGUGCAGCAACCACUGCUGCAGCAACCACUGAGGCAGCAACCACUGAGGCAGCCACCUUGAAUUCGACAACCACUGCUGCAGCAACCACUGCUGCAGCAACCACUGAGGCAUCAACCAAUGCUGCAGCAACCACUGAGGCAGCAACUACUGAGGCAGCAACUGAUCCAGCAACCACCGAAUCCGCGGCUACCACAACCACCAAAUCCAACACUACUUCCACCAAAACGCCAAUGGAUGCCACAACCACCGCAUCUGCAGCAGCCACAACCACAACGCCCAACACUACGUUAACAGAAACACCCAUCGGUAGUGUCACCGCUGCAUCCACCACUGCAACACCCACCAAAUCCAACACUACUUCAACUACCACAACCACUGCUGCAGCAACCACUGCUGCAGCAACCACUGAUGCAGCAACCACCGAGGCAGCAACUACUGCUGCAGCAACCACCCAGGCAGCAACUACUGCUGCAGCAACCACCGAGGCAGCAACUACUCCUGCAGCAACCACUGAGGCAACAACCACUUCUCCUGCAACCACUGAUGCAGCAACCACUGCUGCAGCAACCACCCAGGCAGCAACUACUGAUGCAGCAACUACUGAUGCAGAAACCACCAAUGCAGCAACCACUGCUGCAGCAACCACUGAUGCAGCAACCACUGAGACAGCAACAACUGAGACAGCAAACACUGAUGCAGCAACCACUGAUGCAGCAACCACUGGUGCAGCAACCACCAAGGCAGCAACUACUGAUGCAGCAACCACCAAUGCAGCAACCACCAAGGCAGCAACCACUGCUGCAGCAACCACUGAGGCAGCAACCACUGAUGCAGCAACCACUGAGGCAGCAACCACUGCUGCAGCAACCACCGAGGCAGUAACUACUGAUGCAGCAACCACGGAGGCAGCAACUACUACUGCAGCAACCACUGAGGCAGCAACUACUGCUGCAGCAACCACCCAGGCAGCAACUACUGCUGCAGCAACCACAGAGGCAGCAACUACUGCUGCAGCAACCACCGAGGCAGCAACUACUGCUGCAGCAACCACCGAGGCAGCAACUACUGCUGCAGCAACCACUGCUGCAGCAACCACUGAGGCAGCAACCACUGAUGCAGCAACUACUGAUGCAGCAACCACUUCUCCUGCAACCACUGAUGCAGCAACCACUGAUGCAGCAACCACUGCUGCAGCAACCACUGAGGCAGCAACCACUGAGGCAGCCACCUCGAAUUGGACAACCACUGCUGCAGCAACCACUGAGGCAUCAACCACGGCUGCAGCAACCACCAAGGCAGGAACCACAGAUGCAGCAACAACUGCUGCAGCAACCGCUGGUGCAGCAACCUCUGCUGCAGCAACCACUGAGGCAGCAACCACUGCUGCAGCAACCACUGCUGCAGCAACCACUGAGGCAGCCACCUCGAAUUCCACAACCACUGCUGCAGCAACCACUGCUGCAGCAACCACCAAGGCAGCAACCACCCAGGCAGCAACCACUGAGGCAUCAACCACUGGUGCAGCAACCACUGCUGCAGCAACCACUGCUGCAGCAACCACUGAGGCAGCAACCACUGAGGCAGCCACCUUGAAUUCGACAACCACUGCUGCAGCAACCACCAAGGCAGCAACCACAGAUGCAGCAACAACUGCUGCAGCAACCACUGGUGCAGCAACCUCUGCUGCAGCAACCACUGAGGCAGCAACCACUGAGGCAGCAACCACUGCUGCAGCAACCACUGAGGCAGCCAUCACUGAGGCAGCCACCUCGAAUUCGACAAUCACUGCUGCAGCAACCACUGCUGCAGCAACCACCAAGGCAGCAACCACCCAGGCAGCAACCACUGAGGCAUCAACCACUGGUGCAGCAACCACUGCUGCAGCAACCACUGAGGCAGCAACCACUGAGGCAGCCACCUUGAAUUCGACAACCACUGCUGCAGCAACCACUGCUGCAGCAACCACUGAGGCAUCAACCAAUGCUGCAGCAACCACUGAGGCAGCAACUACUGAGGCAGCAACUGACCCAGCAACCACCGAAUCCGCGGCUACCACAACCACCAAAUCCAACACUACUUCCACCAAAACGCCAAUGGAUGCCACAACCACCGCAUCUGCAGCAGCCACAACCACAACGCCCAACACUACGUUAACAGAAACACCCAUCGGUAGUGUCACCGCUGCAUCCACCACUGCAACACCCACCAAAUCCAACACUACUUCAACUACCACAACCACUGCUGCAGCAGCCACUGCUGCAGCAACCACUGAUGCAGCAACCACCGAGGCAGCAACUACUGCUGCAGCAACCACCCAGGCAGCAACUACUGCUGCAGCAACCACCGAGGCAGCAACUACUCCUGCAGCAACCACUGAGGCAACAACCACUUCUCCUGCAACCACUGAUGCAGCAACCACUGCUGCAGCAACCACUGCUGCAGCAACCACCCAGGCAGCAACUACUGAUGCAGCAACUACUGAUGCAGAAACCACCAAUGCAGCAACCACUGCUGCAGCAACCACUGAUGCAGCAACCACUGAGACAGCAACAACUGAGACAGCAAACACUGAUGCAGCAACCACUGAUGCAGCAACCACUGCUGCAGCAACCACCAAGGCAGCAACUACUGAUGCAGCAACCACCAAUGCAGCAACCACCAAGGCAGCAACCACUGCUGCAGCAACCACUGAGGCAGCAACCACUGAUGCAGCAACCACUGAGGCAGCAACCACUGCUGCAGCAACCACCGAGGCAGUAACUACUUAUGCAGCAACCACGGAGGCAGCAACUACUACUGCAGCAACCACUGAGGCAGCAACUACUGCUGCAGCAACCACCCAGGCAGCAACUACUGCUGCAGCAACCACAGAGGCAGCAACUACUGCUGCAGCAACCACCGAGGCAGCAACUACUGCUGCAGCAACCACCGAGGCAGCAACUACUGCUGCAGCAACCACUGCUGCAGCAACCACUGAGGCAGCAGCCACUGAUGCAGCAACUACUGAUGCAGCAACCACCAAUGCAGCAACCACUGCUGCAGCAACCACUGAUGCGCAACCACUGAUGCAGCAACCACUGAUGCAGCAACCACUGAUGCAGCAACCACUGACGCAGCAACAACUGAGACAGCAACCACUGCUGCAGCAACCACUGAGGCAACAACCACUUCUCCUGCAACAACUGAUGCAGCAACCACUGCUCCAGCAGCCAAGGAGGCAGCAACCACUGAUGCAGCAACCACCAAUGCAGCAACCACUGCUGCAGCAACCACUGAGGCAGCAACCACUGAGGCAGCAACCACUGAAGCAGCAACCACUGAGGCAGCAACCACUGCUGCAGCAAGCACUGCUGCAGCAACCACUGAUGCAGCAACCACUGAGGCAGCAACCACUGCACCCGAGGUUUUAUAAUACUGCAUGCCAUAAAGGAAACCAGUUGAGUGGCAAACUGGGAGAAAUGUGUACCGAGGUACUCUGA